Molecule: messenger RNA, 745 nt
Organism: Daphnia carinata
Lineage: Eukaryota; Metazoa; Arthropoda; Branchiopoda; Diplostraca; Daphniidae
Gene: IscU
Product: iron-sulfur cluster assembly scaffold protein IscU-like
Biological process (GO): intracellular iron ion homeostasis; iron-sulfur cluster assembly
Cellular component (GO): mitochondrial matrix; cytoplasm
Molecular function (GO): ferrous iron binding; 2 iron, 2 sulfur cluster binding
Source: RefSeq, a predicted model, not a curated record
UUUGUUAUUUCCAACAUGUGAUGUAAUUUAGCACCUCAUAGUCGAAAAAUAAAAGAUCAGGCAAAAAUGGCGAUGUAUCAAAACAUUUCUCGUGCGGUUAUCCGGUCUCGUUCAGCGAAUCAGCCGUCGGUAUUGUGUGCUUCGUAUCAUCAGAAAGUAAUAGAUCAUUAUGAAAAGCCAAGGAAUGUUGGUUCUAUGGACAAGAAGGAUGUCAAUGUAGGCACAGGUCUUGUUGGAGCUCCAGCCUGUGGUGAUGUGAUGAAACUUCAAAUUAAAGUUGAUGAAAACGGGAAAAUUAUUGAUGCAAAGUUCAAAACUUUUGGUUGUGGUUCAGCGAUUGCAUCAAGCUCAUUAGCCACUGAAUGGGUGAAAGGAAAAUCAGUUCAUGAUGCCUUGAAUAAAAAUACUGAAAUUGCGAAAGAAUUAUCGCUUCCACCAGUCAAACUGCAUUGUUCUAUGCUUGCUGAGGAUGCAAUCAAAGCAGCAUUGAAGGAUUACCAAGUGAAACAAACUUUACAGAAGAAAAAAGAAGAAAAAAGGAGUGCUGUUGCUCAGUAGAGGGCAACCAGUAGCUUUUUGUAGAGGCAGAGAAAAAUCUCUACCAAUUUAUGUGAUGAAAAUUUGAGAUAUUUCUGGAGGUAGCUAACAGUGGGCACGUAACAAGAAGUUACUACCUUUGCUUAACUACACCGAAGUAAUCUUUUAAGAUUUGUAAUAUCGAACGAAAUACAUGAAACAAGCGAAA